AUGGAUCUCGUACAAGGCCUUGCCGACAAGGUCGGGGUGCAGAUACCCGACACCAAGACGCUCUCGCUGUUGGCCACGCUCGCCUGCGUCGCGCUCACCGUGCCGUUGGCCAUCAUGUUUCACUUCUCCGCUCGUCCACGCAUCCAACGCAUCAAGAUUUACCACGAACGCGUGCUCAUCCUUGGCGCGUCCACCGAAAAGGGGGUAGGCGAAGCGCUUGCUCUCCAGUAUGCUCGCCGUGGAUGUCGAGAUCUCAUCCUCGUCGGGCGAAACAUGCAAGGGCUAGCGGCUGUCAAGAAGCGCUGCAUCGAGCAAGCUGCUCAGGGAGAGGAGUACGACAUGUCGGACGAAGCUCCGGGAGACGAGGCCAAGCUCAAGCACGAGUCGCGCAUUCACUGUAUCGCAGCCGACUGCUCCAAAGCCGAGGACGUGGAUCGGCUCAGGAAGCAGGUCUCGGCCAAGUUCAAGGGCCUGGACACGCUACACAUCUGCUUCGGUGUGUCUGCUCUGCUGCCGUUGCUCGGUGUUGCCGGCGUCGACCCAGUCCGAUCGAAGGACUCGACCAAGGUGUACCCCGACAAAUCCGGUCUCGAAGCUGUCCAGCAGGCGGUGGCAAGCGCAUCGAACGUCAAUGUCGCAGGAACGGCCGUUGUUCUAGCAGCUUUCCUGCCCAUGCUCCAAACCACCUCGUCGCUUCCUGCGGUCGUCCUUAUGUCGUCGGCUGCUGCCUUGUUCGCUACGCCCACUCGCUCGGUGUACGCGGCGACAAAGUCAGCUCAGCUGUCGCUCUUCCGCUCGGUCGCCAUCGAAUUGCAGGCCCACGCUGAAGUCAAGCCGGCAGAUUCAGGAAAGCGUCGUUCCAGGGUGCGCUUCCUCUCUAUCUGCCCUGGCACCAUCGCCACCUCGUUCCGUCACUCGGCGGUCGACCUGGACCACAGCAAGGGGGACAUGCCGCAGGACCUCGCCUGGGUCAAGGGCGAAAAGAUGCUCACCCCGGAAGGCGUCGCCGAGAAGACCAUCUUUGCCGUCGAUCGGUACAACGAGGGCAUCAUCACGUUGCCGCCCUUCUACGCAUUCGCGACCUGGAUCGACAAGAUCUACCCGAGCUUCAUUGCCAGGGAGGCUCGUAAGAAGUAUGCCUAUUGA
Kalmanozyma brasiliensis GHG001 is the source of this 1146-nucleotide messenger RNA. Its product is annotated as Short-chain dehydrogenase/reductase SDR. The coding region runs from base 1 to 1146 and encodes 381 amino acids. NCBI's taxonomy places the organism in Eukaryota, Fungi, Basidiomycota, Ustilaginomycetes, Ustilaginales. The record is from RefSeq and is a predicted model, not a curated record. The transcript has a single exon.